GGCUCGGUUGAGCUUCCGUACAACGGUUUCUAUGGAGACUGUCCAUGGUAAAUGCGAACGAACAAGAAGCUAGUUAGGAUUCAUAACCGAAAGGUAAACCCUCAUUUUUAAAGCAGUGUGUACCGAAUUUAGCCCAUUUACCAAAAGCUAUUUGUAAUAUAAUCUCUCACAGCAGGCUGGUUUAUCUUUGGAAAGUGUAAACCUCAAACGUUGGUAUUGUGGACAUUUCCAUUUAGCCACAGUCGAGCUAGCCUUCGUGAUGUCGGUGAAAACUCGAGUUUUAAACCGAAAUUAACUGGAUGUCAGGAUUGACAAGCUUAUCAAGUCAGUUGUACUCUUACGUUUAUCAUUGAUAAAUCAUCGAUAACAAAGUUAUAGUCGUGCUGGAUAAUUCCUCUUGGUCAACUUUGAUAUCUCUCUAAUAUCAUGUCUCUUACCUUACAGACCUUCAAGAAUGUCUUUCAGGGACUUAAGAAGUAAGUGUAAUUCUGCUCCAGAGAGAAGAUCAUCACCUUAUCAGCUCACUGUAGAUCCAUGAAAAUAUUUCUUUACUCAACUGUAACCGCAGCUGUAUCGUGUCGUUUCACAGAUUUCACGGAGAUGAUGAGGGCCCUGGGAUAUCAUCGAUUGAUAUCUAUGGAGAGCUUCAGAACACCAAACUUUGGUUUAGUUGCAGAAAUCCUAAUAUGGCUUGUAGAGAGGUAUGAUAUAUAAUACUUUAGAAAUAUAUGUACUUUUACAUUUUCUGUGCAAAGUAUUGGCAUGACAGGUUCAAAUAUAAAUCUUGUUUCAAGCCAUAUCAAGACAAAAAUUUCAGAUUAGACAUUUUACUCAUUACUGUCAACAUGUCUUUGUUUUUGGCUUUGAAAGAAGAGGGCUCUUGAGGCAGACAGCAAUGAGUCCAGUGUGCAAUACUGACAAAAGAUGCUGUCAAAAUAUUCAGUCAGUUCAUCCUGGAAAUGCAAAGUCAAAUCUUUUUACAUAUCAAAACUGUUAGUGUUACUUUUAUGCUCAUCUUACCCCCACCUCACCCCCAUAGUAAUGGGUUAAAAGUAAGUACUUAGUGCUUUAGGUACAUUUCAACUUAAGUUCAUUUUGUUUUUAACAGAGUAUAUUCAUGGACAGGUACAUUUACUUACACCCAAAUAUGAUGUCUCUAAAGUAACUGUUCUUUUACUUAAGCAGGACAAAAAUGAAGUUUUACCCCCUGCUACCUUUUAAUUUGUUCUCUUUCUUCUCUGCAUGUAGAUAUGAGCCUCAGACGGAUAUUCCCACUGAGGUGGACACAGAGUCAGACAGAAUAUUCUUCAUCAAAGCUGUGGCCCAGUUCAUGGUGAUGACAAUAUGAAUGAUAAAUAUACAAAGAGAAUGCAGAUGACUCUGAGCAAGGAAAAGCUAGCUGUCCGUCUGUCUUGAACAUGGACUCUCAUUAUUGCAGGCGACUAAGGCUCACAUCAAGUUAAACACCAAGCGUCUCUACCAGGCUGAUGGCUAUGCUGUGAAAGAGAUGCUGAAGAUCACUACAGUGUUAUACAGUGCGAUGAAGACCAUGCAGAUGACACUGGGAGAUCAGAACGAGGAGGAUAACAGCAAGUUCAAGUUUGACCUGAGCUCACGUGUGAGGAACUCUGUUUACUCUAAUUUGAAUCAAUGAUAGAUAACAAUUACAACAGAUCAAAAGAGCAAAUACUAAGCUGUUUACUUUCACAGAUGUUACUGUGCUGCAGAAGAGAUGUAUUUGUUUAUGACUGACUGGGUGUGACUUUCUUCACUUUAGAUUUCAGAUCUUAAGGCAGCUCGGCAGCUGGCGUCCGAUGUCACAUCUAAAGGAGCAUCCCUGUAUGAUCUGCUGGGAAAAGAAGUUGAACUAAGGGUGAGGAGAAACACUGGUGAACACCAAGUCUUAAAGUUUAGGUUUAAGACAACAAAGUGAUUAGGAAUAUAUUUUUGUAGUUAAGUCAUUAAUGGUGCUGAAAAUCACUUGAAUGGUUUUUCAGUUGCACAUUAGGCCCAGGCCAGAUGUAACAUAUUUCUCUAAUCUUACAUAAAUGUUUAAACUUUAAGUGCUGUUGUAUCUGGUAGAAUGCUGAGGGUUGAUUUCCUAAAGUGAGCAAAGCUGCUGGACUCAGAGGAUAACAGCUAUAUAAUACCAGGACACUCAGUAUGAAAAGUUAAUGCAGGAGAUUUCUCCUCUGUUUGUCUUUUUUAAUGUCCUUCCAGGAAAUGAGAACUGCAGCCAUUGCCAGACCUCUGGAGAUCAAUGAAACCGAGAAAGCCCUGAGAGCUGCCAUCAAGGAAGUUUUGGUUUGUAUUCGAUCUGUUAAUCUUCACUUUCUCAUUCAACACAAACUUUGUAGUCAUUGCUGUGGUACUGAGUCUGCUGACUUUGUGUUCAUUAUAAAGGAAAGUGUGGAGAAGACCAAAGACAUGCUCGGUAAUGUGGUUUCUGAUGAAGCAAGUCUCGAUGCCAAGAUAGAAAAGAAGAAGCAGGAGCUGGAGAGGGUUCGUAAGAGGCUUCAGGCAUUAAAGAGUGUCAGGUCAGUCCAGGAGGGUAGCAGAAAUGCUUGAUGGUAGAAAUGACUUGCAGUUUUUUUAACAAAUUUAUAUGUAAUGUUCUCAAAGUUUAAAUUCAGUACCUUGGGGAAAAACUGAGAAGUAUGUAAAGAAGUGCUACCUUCUUGAAAAAGGUUGUUUCUGUUUUUCUGUCAAUGUUCUAGGCCGGCCUUCAUGGAUGAAUAUGAGAAGAUAGAGGAAGAACUGCAGAAACAAUAUGAGACAUAUGUGGAAAAGUUCAGGAACCUUUGCUUUCUGGAGUCCCAGCUGGAUGAAUACCAUAAACUGGAGCAGGAGAGGUUUGAGGUGUGUGUGUGACACAGAGAACAGUCAGUGUCUAGUGCUUUAAGUAUGUGGCUUAUAUAAAAUGGCUUAUGCAAAAAUGAUGAUUUGAAAUAGAACACACUGGCCUGAAGUCAUGUAAAAAAAAUAAGACCCAACAAAAGACACCAAAACUGGCAUAGCAACAAAAAUUGCAAAGUUGCAACAGUACUCUGUGUUUAUGCAUUUGUUUCUUCAAGCUGCAGGAGGCUGAAAACACAAUGAGGAUGAUGCAGAACAAAGUACGGGAGGAGGAGGGGGACCAGAUGAGGAGCUCCUGUAAGAUCCUAAAAGGCACAAUGUGCAAGAAAAGAAGUAGUAACAUUGUCUCAAUCCCUUAUAUGAUUGUAGAGACUUUUUAAAUCAGAAAACAUUUUCCUGCAGUAAAAGACGAGGAUUCUGACAUGGAUGUUCCAGAGGAUGAGGGUUCAGACAGCGACAUGGAAGAAAUUCGUCCUUCUAAGCCACGACCCACACGUAAUGGCAUCAUGGCAGGUAAACAGGCAGAAUGCGUCAAUCUGAGUCAGAGUCGUCAGCUUUAAGUUUCUUACUCAUUGUGGAGUAAACCAUAUCCAUCUGCUCUGCUCUCUUUUUGAUGGUUUUCACUCGUGGUUCUCAAUGGUUGAUAUAUGUUCAGAUUUGACAGUGUGCUGCAAUGUUAAAUUAGCUUUGAUUGUAUUCACAUUAUAGGAAGAGGAGCACGGUUCACUGGAAACAUGCAAGGUGGUGACAGUGAUGAGGUGAGUUUUGCUGGCCACAUUAAGACCACGUUGUCUUCUUCUGUUUCUACACUGAAGCUCUACAUUUUCAUGGCUUUUAAGCUGAUUUUGCUCUCAACAUCCGCAGACAGUGUUCUGUGUCUUCUCUGUCCUCCUUGCUGUUAACAUCAUUUUUAAGACAGAUGUGUGACUCAAAUUAUAUUCUCAUUUCACUUUUUGGUUUCCAACUUGUAUCUGUUCCAUAUCUGACUUUUCUUUGUCGUGCACGUACAUUUUUAAAGCCUUUUCUAGCUGUUUCCAGACUGCCUCAUGCAAAAAAACAACGAAAGAGAAAGGUUUGUUUAAGGCCCCGCCCCCCACCCCUAGAUCCUUGUUUAUUCAGGUAUUUAAAGGAAAAAUCCAUUCUCAAAACCUCUUGUAAAGUAUAUAUUAAACAAAAGAAGGAGGCAAUGCAAACCCUGUUUUCCAAAAUAAUUGUCACUGUGUUCAUUCUGGUAAAAAGUUGGAAGAGAUGUACCCUAAAAUCUUGCAAAUAGUAUUUAUAUUUAGUAUUUUUUGUUUGUACUGGAUUUUUCUUUUAAAUUGAGUAAAUAAUUGAAGACUCUAUCCAAAGACUGACUCUGACUUUGGUGGUGAAUCAGGUCUGGUCUGGUCUGAGCCUGUUUUCAUCACAGCAAAAGAGUUAAUUCAGUAAUUAGACCCCCGUGCCCUGUCUGAUAUUCAUGUAGGACAGUAGAUGGUGUUAGAAUGAGUACUUGUCCGUGUUUGUUGUCCUGCCACAUUAUGUGUUCAGUGAAUGCCAGAGUAAAUACAGUCAGAACCUCUGAUCCUGCUUAAUGCCUCCUGUUCCAGACGGAAGACAGUGAGAUUGAUGGGGAUGAGGAUGAUGAGGACGAUGACGAAGGUGAAGAAGAGGAGGAAGAGAGCAAAGAGUUGGAGGAUGACAGUCUUGAGGGACCAAUGUCCAGAGGUGCACGCAUCUCAAGGGGUGGCAUGAAACCACCUCUGCUGGAGGAGAGUAACAAUGACUUUUGAAUUUAUAUGACUUUUGAAUUUAUGUUUGUGUACAUAGACACGCCCACAUUCGCCUGAUUCUUCUUUGUUUUACAGCUAAAUGCAUUAAUGACUCUUUAUGACCAAUGUUUUUGACACAACAAAGUAACAUUUCCUAUUUUCAAACACUCAUGUAAACUGUGUAUCUUAAUUAAAUGGUAACUAUUUAUUUUUU
Xyrichtys novacula (pearly razorfish) is the source of this 4821-nucleotide messenger RNA. The record is from the annotation of a GenBank genome assembly. Lineage: Eukaryota; Metazoa; Chordata; Actinopteri; Labriformes; Labridae.